AUACUGGACAGUGACGGAUAUUGAUUAUCACAAUUUACGAACACCGCGUCGUAUUUUUUGCAUGAUAUUUACGGUGUGGUUUUUUGCUGUCAUUGUAUCAUUGGCACCACAAUUUGGCUGGAAGGAUCCCGAGUAUAUGGAACGUAUUGAACAACAAAAAUGCAUGGUUUCGCAGGAUGUCAUUUAUCAGAUUUUUGCUACCUGUUGCUCCUUUUACGUUCCAUUAUUAAUGAUUUUAGUUCUGUACUGGAAAAUCUAUAAAAUAGCACGCAAACGUAUUCAGCGGCGUACAAAACGUUUGCAAUAUUCUCAGAGUACAACAAAAGAUGUG
This is a messenger RNA of Musca vetustissima, 331 nucleotides long. Its product is annotated as 5-hydroxytryptamine receptor 2B-like. Gene Ontology annotation, biological process: adenylate cyclase-activating adrenergic receptor signaling pathway. The transcript has 2 exons. Gene Ontology annotation, cellular component: membrane. Gene Ontology annotation, molecular function: G protein-coupled receptor activity. Lineage: Eukaryota; Metazoa; Arthropoda; Insecta; Diptera; Muscidae. The annotation marks the transcript as partial. The record is from RefSeq and is a predicted model, not a curated record.